CUUGAAUUAUGUUACAUAAAUAACCAGACGAGGGCGCUGAAGGAGGAAUAUAGUUUUUUCGAAUGACGUCAUGCCAUGGCUGUCAGUCAAACGAAGCGGAAGCGAGGUAUCGGAGCUUGUGACUGCAAACAGCGGCGGCCAUCAAUCCAAGCAGGGGAGACAGAGCUGUGUUGGUUCUGACUGCAUCGAGACGGCAACGCAAUAACGACACGCAUUAAGCGCUCACAUAGCUGGGGCCAUGGAAUCGCAUGGCAAAGAAGAACCAAAGGGGCCCGUACUGCAUAUCGUGGUGGUUGGAUUUCAUCACAAGAAGGGCUGUCAGGUGGAGUUCUCGUACCCGCCCCUGCUCCUGGAGGAGAGCCAUGACAGCAGCGCCCUGCCUGAGGAGUGGAAGUAUCUGCCUUUCCUGGCGCUGCCCGACGGAGCCCACAACUACCAAGAGGACACUGUGUAUUUUCACCUACCUCCGCUGCACGAGGGCCUGAAGUGUGUGUAUGGGGUUUCCUGCUACAGACAGAUUGAGUCCAAGGCCUUGAAGGUCCGCCUGGCCGACGUCACCAGGGAGACGGUGCAGAAGAGCGUCUGCGUCCUCAGCCGAGUGCCCCUGUACGGCCUACUCCAGGCGAAAUUACAACUCAUCACACACGCCUACUUUGAGGAAAAGGAUUUCUCCCAGAUAUCUAUUUUGAAGGAGCUGUAUGAGCACAUGAACGGGUCACUGAGAGGGACGGCACUCGAGGGGUCACAAGUCUACCUGGGUCUGUCUCCCAGGGACUUGAUACUGCACUUUCGGCACAAGGUCCUCAUUUUGUUCAAAUUGAUCCUACUGGAGAAGAAGGUCCUUUUCUACGUGGCUCCGGUCAACAGGCUGGUGGGAGCACUCAUGACCGUCUUAUCCCUUUUUCCUGGUAUGAUCGAGCACGGCCUGGCCGACUCAUCCCACUACAGACCCAGGACCAGCACGUCCGAGGAGGUGGCCCUCAUCCCGGUAGCACCCGCCUCCGAGGAGUUCGUCUCCGUGUCCGUCACCGACAUCGCCAACGCCACCCGGGAGCUGGUGGGCGAGGCCCCGGGGGAGGGGGAGGAGCCGGGCGAGGGGAGCCCCGCCCAGAAACGGCCCGAGGACUCGCCCCCCGGGCCCCCCUCCGCGGGGGACAACCACCACCUGAAGCCCCCGUCCCGCACCUCUCCCGAAUCCUCGGAGAGCGACUGGGAGACGCUGGACCCCAGCGUGCUGGAGGAAGGGGGUCCCGGCGAGCAGAGGGCCCCGCCGGAGCUCCCCGAAACCUUCGAACCCGAGCCGGGCCUGCCCAUCACCGUGCAGCCGCAGUCCUCCAGCAGCCCCACCGCCCUCGCCCCCGGCCUGCUGUCCGGCCUGGAGGAGGACCAGUACGGCCUGCCCCUGGCCAUCUUCACCAAGGGUUACCUCUGCCUGCCUUACAUGGCCCUGCAGCAGCACCACCUGCUGUCCGACGUGACGGUGCGCGGCUUCGUUGCCGGAGCGACCAACAUCCUCUUCCGACAGCAGAGGCACCUGAGCGACGCCAUCGUAGAGGUGGAGGAGGCCCGUAUCCAGAUCCAGGACCCCGAGCUGAGGAAGGUGCUGAGCCUGACCACGGCGGACCUGCGCUUCGCCGACUACCUGCUCAAACACGUGACCGAGAACCGCGAGGACGUCUUCCUGGACGGGACGGGCUGGGAGGGGGGCGACGAGUGGAUCCGGGCGCAGUUCGGCCUCUACGUGCACUCCCUGCUGUCCAGCACUCUGCAGCAAGAUAACGAAAAGCUUCUGGCUGACUACGGCGCCCCCUUCAUCACUGCCUGGAAGAUCACCCACAACUACAGAGUGUGGCACAGCAACAAGCACCCCGCCAUGGCCGAGGUCACUCCUGGCCAUCCAUUCCAAGGGCAGUACAGUGUCGCAGACGUAAAACUGAGAUUGUCACACUCGGUGCAGAACAGCGAGAGGGGGAAGAAAUUGGGGAACGCGGUGAUCACCACCAGCCGGAGCGUGGUGCAGACCGGGAAGGCCGUAGGCCAGUCGGUGGGCGGAGCCCUGAACAGCGCCAAGUCCGCCAUGUCGUCCUGGUUCUCCACGCUGGCCCAGCCGGCGGCCGUGGCGGGACCGCCAUGCCCGGAGCAGCCCGCGGCGAAAUGAGCGCCCCCUGCUGGCCGAGCACCCCAGUCCUUCAUCGCUCGCUCUUCCUCUUCCUCGCGCUGCUGGGUCAAACUCUGAUGAGGAGGAAGAGGAGGAGGAGGAGGCGUGAACGUCACAGACGAUCCCGCUCCCUCCUUUAGCCUUUCUGACAGACAGACUCUCCUGGGAGGGGGUCACCUCCCCCCCCCCCCCCCCCUUCCCUGUUCCUGUUGCCAGGUUACAGCUGCUCUCGGAGUGUGUGAAGAAGCCAGUGUGCGAAAGAAUUAGCACGCAUAUCUGUACCUCCCCCUCCCGCCCCGUAGGUGGCGCCGCUGUGUGUAUGCGUCGCAUUGAGCGAGUGUGACCAGGAAAGCUGCACUGACUAAAUUCAUUCCUUCCAUGUACUUCCUGUUCUGUGUUCAAGCUCAGUGCUCCCUCUCUGUCCUCUGCUGUAGUCCUGUAUUCGGGAAAUUACAUAUGGGGACAGGGGGAAAAAAAAACAAAACAAAACACUCUAUCGUGUUGCUUCAGUGAUUCAGUACUAAGCGUGACUUUGUGGAAAGGCUGGUGUGAUAUCAUGAGAGAGAGAGAGAGAGAGAGAGAGAGAGAGAGAGGGGAAGACAGAGACAUACUGAAGGUUUCUAAACCUGGUCCAGUUUCAGUGUGGAGGAUGUGGAGUUGAACCAAGUUCAGAACUGCUGUUGUGAAUGGGUUUCUGUUGUGUGUUUACAGGUUUGCUUUUUUUGUGAGUGGAUUGUAUUUCAUGUUGCUCUCACAGCUCAAAACACUUAAUAGGGGAAGUCCACUGUGCUGUCCUGGCUUCAUUGUGGGCGGAAGCUCGCGUUGGCUGGUCUGGGUUCACUGGACAAAUGCCUCAGUACAGGGUGGUGCGGGAAAAACCUUGGUUUUGUCUAUCUCCCCCCUCGUCCAAUGGCAGACCAGCAGGAAGUGGGUUGGGGCAGGGUCAGGGAUUAAUAAGGCAGGACUAAAACUGUUCCCAUUGUCGCUGACCAUUGUGAUGUCACUUUGCUGUGCUGGAACCUCGGAAGCAGGCGUCCGCCAAUCACUGUCGCCGUCGUUCUGCUCGUUGUUACCAACGUGCUCUGUGAUUGGUGGAGCUCAGGGUUUCAGUGUCAAGAGUGUUCUAUGGUGAUGACACCGGUGUUCUAUUGCUGCCUUAUUAUUCCCGUGUUAUUAUACGGUGUUCCUCUGCGUGGGGAAGCCCGUUCAGUACUUUGUGACCAAGUUCGCCCAACAUAGUGGUUUAGGCACACUGCCCCUUUGUGCUAGUCCCAUGGAGUACAGUGGAAGUUCUGUAGCGGGUAAAAUAUUAUACUCAGAAUGUAGAUGAAAGUUCCGUACAAGACACGUCUGCUGGUGAAUUUCAGUCAGGAAUAUCUUUUUGUCAGUCCAUGAGCCCUGUUUUUACAUAAAUGAUUGCGUGUUUUUUUUGGGGGAGGGGGGGUGUGUAUUGCCUGUAAUUUGGUUUUGUUGGGCUGUAUUCAUUUUUAUAUAUGUAUAUCAUUUUAUGUUUAAAAUUUGUUUUUGUUUUUUUUGUUCUCGAGAAGUUCUGGUUCAUGCUUAAACUCUGGCUGCAAGCAGUCAGCUUAAUUGUGUUUGAAAGUACACAAUAAUUCAGUCCAGUUUUUGUCAUUUGAUACAUUGGGGAAAUUGGGAGUGAAAAAAAAAAAAAAAAAACGCCAAACCAAGCAAAUGAAAGCCCCAGAGAAACAACAAAAGGCCUGGACGAGGAGUGGUUUUAAUUUAUUUGUGUAUUAUAUUAUCAUCGUGAACCUGUACAGUAUCACUGUUGUUUCCUGUUUAGUCAUGGCAACACUGGAACAAAUUCUAAACCGAUGGACCACUUGGACUGUGUGUGUGUGCACAUACCAGUGACUAUAUUUCUGUAUAUUUGUUCAGUGUACUUGCAUUUUUAAAACGACUUGACUCUAAUCCCUAUUUAUAUUUGAUAUCAACUUUAAUUUUUAAAUGCUGUAAUUUCCAUUCAGGUAGGCAUGCUCUUUUGAAGUCAGGUUUAGCUUCAGAUUAUUAGAAGGAUAUUUAUAGCUCUUGCCCAUUUCCAACCCUUUUUAUUUCGGGACUUGUCUCGUGGCUUUUAAAAUCUCCUGCCUUGCCCAGUAACGUACCUUUUGUGUUCGUCAACAGCAGCCUGGUAUUUACUGCUGGUGUGCGUUUCCUUGUUGCUGUUGUUGACUUUAAAUGACUUAUCAAAAGAUUUUCACCGACGCUGUUUUUUUUUUUCUUUUAAAAAAAAAUUGUUUUGCAAUAUUGGAAACGUGUAUUUAAAAUAUAUGAAUGUAUUUUAAAUGUGAAUUGUCUGGAGUUCACACAAAAGCUAUAUUUCUUGACAGAUUAUCACAAAAUAUUUGAAAAAUGUAACUGUUAUGUUGUAUGACCAUUAAAUGACAAUUUGUUGCAAUGA
This is a messenger RNA of Anguilla anguilla (European eel), 4580 nucleotides long. It is a transcript of the gene avl9, whose product is annotated as AVL9 homolog (S. cerevisiase). Bases 239 to 2158 code for a protein of 639 amino acids. NCBI's taxonomy places the organism in Eukaryota, Metazoa, Chordata, Actinopteri, Anguilliformes, Anguillidae. The record is from RefSeq and is a predicted model, not a curated record. Gene Ontology annotation, cellular component: cytoplasm. The transcript is spliced from 16 exons.